UGUAAUUACCUAUUCCCUCAUCACUACAUACAGAGCUACAUAUAUCUUAAACUGCCAUGGCUAUGCUAAUAACCACCACUCUCCCAGGGCACUAAUUGUGCCUAUUAGAGGCUUAAUUCAUAUGUAGAUAUGUUUCCAAUGCAAACACUUCAACAUGUACAAACUGUGGAAAAUUGUCUCUACUAAAUACUGGUUAACACCAAAACGAGCGGGUUAUGACUUAGGCCAUGCUAUAAAGAUGGAAGUGAUUAACAUAGAGGAGGGCCGCUACGAGCAAAGAGACCUUUUACCAAGCAGCAGCGGCUCAAACAGUUCCAGCAUUACUGAAAGCAACUAUAGCAGUGAGCAAUCUAGCAAUGACCUGGACAAGUCAGACGAAGAAGACUUAAGAGAAGACCUACAGAAAACCAUUAGAGAAUGCUACAAGUCUGACUCAAACUUUACAUCACACACUAAAGACAUCACAAAUGACGAAGAGUUCCAAGCUACAGCACUAUGUCAAUUUAUGGAUAUAUUGAAUGACUUAGAUGAAGUUUUAGACAAAUCUCUGCUUGCAUGUCUUGACGAUGGAGCUAAGAAUUAUGAUAGCGAUGAAGGAGACCUUAUUUGUAAGAUUAAAGAGUGCAUUGGGGAUGCUGGACAUUCAGAAGAUGCACACUGUUCUAUUGAUGAUAAUGCUCAAGUAGUAACUGCAAGUAUACCUAACCAAGAAGUUUUUACCAACAUUCCCGAAAGACCUAUCCAUGCGCUUGGCCGCUCUAAAAGCUUUGCAGAACUAUCUGGGAAUCAUAGAGAAGUCCCAUUAGAACGUGCAGGCACGAUAAAUGACAACUUAAGAAGUUCAAUGCGUCGUCUCGACCCAAUAGUACUGCCAGCUAUAUCGACUGAGGAAUCCAAUGAACCGUUAACAUUACCUGUGAUCUUAUUUUUGGAGCAUCAUGUGAAUUUGAGGCCGACUAGUGCUCCCAUACAGUUACAAGUGACAGCGGCUAAUUUAAGCAGUGACGGGGCUUCAGGGCCUUUGAUAGUUGGUCGUAGGGCUUUGCUUAUGAACCGGGCUUUAAGUCUGCCGUCGCCGGGAGAUAGUGAUGUUACUGGGGACUGGACAGGGCGGAGCGCGAGGAGCACGGCGCGGAGCUCGAGCUCUUCCAGUGACUCUGGUGAGAGCUUGACUGGGGUCACUGCUGCGGAACAAACUGCUAUUGGUGCCGCUGAAGACAGAAACGAGGAGACUGAAGAGCCGCCGUUCGGCGUGUGGCCUCACCGCAUGAGCGCCAUGUUAGCUUGCCUGAGCUGCACCGUCGGCAUAUUCAAUAUCUCCCGCUUCGCCAUUUUUAGCGUCCAUUUCGGAGCCAACUUCAUUAUACAGUUUCUGAUAUUGUCGCUUUUGAUCGGUAUACCCCUAUUCACUCUCCACCUCUGCCUCGGCCAAAUCUUGGAGUCAGGCCCCGUAGAUAUGUGGAGGAUAUCACCCAUUUUCCAAGGAGUUGGAGUAUCCAUGCUUAUAAUGCAGACAGUGACGGGCAUAUACAGUAUUAUAGGACUGUCAUGGAUUUUCGUGUACUUCAGAGACUCGUUUAUAACGUCGAAUGAUAAAUACAAAUGGGCGUUGCCACACGAGUUUAGUUUUGAAGAUUCCGGAAACGCAAGCUUCAAAAUCCAAGACACACUACCACAAUACUUCCACGGAGAGGUUUUACAAAAGAACCAAGGUUCUAGCGGUAUGGGGACGAUCAAGUUUCAAGUGGCGUUUAACCUGGCUGUCGUUUGGAUGAUCGUGUUUGUGGCGCUUAGCAAAGGGUUGCGGUCUUAUGGCAAGGCAGUCUACAUGCUAAUAUUCCUACCAAUGUGCGGCACGCUGGUCCUCUGCACGAAGCUACUGACGCUCAUACCCUACGACUCUGUUACAAAUAUCUUCUCAGAGACGGAUUGGAGUGAAUUUUUCAAAAACGGCCAUAGUUGGACCGCAGCCGCCCAAGAAACCUUCCUAACCUGGGGCCUCCUCGGCGCCUGCGUGAUGCAGCUAACCUCCCACAAGAACGCCAAGACAAAAAGCAGCAAAGUGCUGCAGAAGGAGAGCGCGUGUAUAGUGGCCUUUACAUUCGCCGUGCUAUUAUUGGCCUCGUUCCUGGCUAAUACGUGCGUGCAGAUACUGAAGAAUUACGGUUACUCGUAUAUACCGGGGAGCUAUGAAACCGUCGAGUCCACCCAAUUCCUCUGGCCCACCUCCGAACCUCUGCCCGGCAAGGUCGUGUCCUUACCCGUCCGCAACCGCGGACACUACGCCAGUCUCGUCGGAGUUACUGUAUGGAAGACGGACAACACAGCGAAGCUAACGCUUAGUGGUUGGCAGCCAUUGCAGUUGGCCACUCAAAUUGUACCUGCGACUUUAGCUGUCUUACCGGCGAAUGUGCUCUCACCAGCCUGGGCGGUCAUCUUCUACUUCAUCCUCAUCAUGUUCGGAAUAGCGCAACAACUAGCCAUAUGGCACUGCGUGAUAACAGGCAUUAUGGCUAUCAACGCUUCGGCUUUGAAAGUUUGGGAGACGACCAUCACUUUCCUUAGCUGCGUGAUCGGGCUUAGCGUUGGACUUGUGUUUACUACCGACGCGGGUGUCCGUUUAGUCCACUUCAUAGACUACGUAUGGGUCGGGUCGUGGGUGACGUGCGCGGUCCAAGUGGCCCUGACGGUUGGCGUGUUCGUGGUCCGCGGGCGGCCAUACUCGGCCGAUAAAGUGGUCACCGCGCUGUAUUCAGCGAGGACACGGACUGAAACCGCUCUGGCCACGCUGCUCAGCUUCACUUGGACUGUGGCUUUGCCUGUUCUGCUUUGUGCUCUCAGUGUUAUGGACUUCCGGUGUGGGCAACAGAGGCAGCUCUAUAGCUGGAGAAAACCCGCGGGGUACUGGCCCGUGUGGGCGCGCCAGACGGCAGUAGCGCUACAGCAAGGCGCGCUACUCUGUGUUCCCGCGGCUGCCUUCGUGCAGACGUGGAGAUAUAUGAGCAAAGGACCGCCGGAUAUUUUAGACGAAUAUGAAGAGUAUAGGAGUGCGAAUAGUGAAUGCUUGGAGGAGCUGCGUAUCCAGAACCUGUACCGUCCGCCCCUCGGCGGCAGGGGUGCGGGUGGGGGCGCCCCCUCCCCCCGCGCGCCCCUCGCCCCCGCGCCCCCCGCCCCCGACCCGCCGCCCAAGUACACCCCCCCACCGUCGUACUCCACCGCUACUGGUGCGAGGUUGCUCAACACUAUACGCCGCAGCUUCCGCACGCUCAGAAGAAUAACGUCCGCCCGCGCGCCGUCCCCCUCGCACUCGGCCGCCGCCCCCAUCACGCUGAGCGAGACAGUCGACCGCACCUCCCCCCCGCACUACACCCCGCCCACCAUCACCGUCUCACAUGAAGCCCACUCUUCUAACUCCCUCUCACUAACCAGAGACUACCUCCGACGAUCCUUCGUCAGAAAAAGUGAUUCAGCCAAAAGUAUACGAUCAAGUCUUAGAAGAAGCUUUAAGUAUGGAGGAGGGUUAACGACGAGUCAUGAGCAUUUGGUAAGGGAUGCGGAACCGAUUUCGAAUACAGUGGCUAUGUCCGCCAUGUUGGAGGCAGAUGAUCCACCAAAUGUUACGCGCAGUUUGGCCUCUGUUAUAUAAGCUGGAAAUGAUAAUCAUAUUAACCUUUUCGACGCCGUGUCAAACACAAAAGCUGUCACUCGGACGCCACGUCACCGAAAUGUCAAAACUAAAAUUGAACUUUAUGCACAUGCAUAUGUCUAUGUUGCUCUGUGGUCUGUGACGAAUUAAUCGGUAUUUGGCGUUGGACCUGCGGUGCCGAUAUAUCGGUCAUUGGCGUCCAAAAGGUUAACAAAGACGCCUCAAUGAACUUUCAGAAUGACUCAAUUGAUUCAUACUCAUGUAAGUUUAAAAGUUCAAAUUAGGAAGUUUCUAUUUUGAGAAGAAAUUUCCUCUCUUUAAGACGAAAGUGGAGGACCCGUGAGAAAUCGCAUUUUCAUACCUACAUUCCUCAUUAGUAGUCCUCAUUUUUAUCUGGAUAUUAACUUUGUUAAAAAUAUUUUGACGUAAUUUGUUGUACAACCGCAGCUAUGCCCCUACGUUUAUUCCAAUUUUUAAUUAUUAGAAGUGUUAGCAUACAUUUUUAUGAAAUUAGUGUUUUACUCCUAAUUUUGACAAUAAUAAAAAAAUCGAAAAAAGUCAAACGUAGGGGCAUGGCUAUGGUUAGUGUACAUCAAAUUAUGUAACAACAUUUUUUAUUACGUCAAUAUCCAGAGAGGAAAAUGGGGACUACGUCUGUAUGGAGAAGCGGCCGUCCCCUUUCUCCUCUUAAUCUCUAAUUGCAAUCGACCAAGUGAACUUGACAACUUUUUUAUACUACGUCGGUGGCAAACAAGCAUACGGCCCGCCUGAUGUUAAGCAGUCUCCGUAGCCUAAGUACGCCUGCAACUCCAGAGGCCGCAACUACAACAACUACGUGCUUUUAAAAUGUAGAACACAUUCUAUCCAAUAGCCAAGAAAACUUUGGUAGUGUCUGACUCGAAAUCUUCAUUUGCAAAAUUUGUAAUUUUCAAACAAAAGAUAAAUAAUGUUAAUCAUAAAUUGUGUGUGUCUGCCGUAAAGAUUACUUGGGAAUUCUCAUCAAUAACAGCAAUGUACCUUUUGUUUGAAAACUUCACAAAUAAUUUGCAAUAUGGCAAUGAUAAAGAGUUGACGUCAAAGAUACAUUCAUAUUUCUGAACCUUGCAUUGUAGGAGUACAAAAGUAAAGGUCAUAAAUAUACAAACUAUUUUUACCUUAUUGGAAUGAUUUAAGGUUGAGAAUUGUAUACAUAUUUUUGACGUUGACAUUUAUAUAUGGAAAAUACUUGAUUUUAGUGUGGUCAGGACCAAGGUUUGGUGUUUGUUAGAUGGUUGCUUAGUAUUGAUAGACUGCCCAGUGUAUUAGUAAGGAUUAGCGAAUGUAAUAGCAUAGAUUAGUAUAUGUUAUUACUGUAAUAGGUCUAAAGAGGCAUUAAAAUAAACUAAAGUGUGCAGAAAUGUAUAACGAAUGAAUAGAUAGUUGAUUGUAAGAUCUGAAAUGAUAGAAUCUUUGGUAAUCGAAUUCUAAAUGAUAAGUUAUGAAUUGAACAGUAUUGUUUUUAUUAAGUUUAGUCCUGACUGUAUGAUUAGUGAAAAGUUUUAGUGUCAAUAAUAGUGUCAAAAUGUAGUACAGUUACUUUUGAUUUGACCACGUAGUUAUUUUAAAGAUAUCAAUUUUAUAUUGUAUAUCGAGUAUUUAUUUUACACAUUCAUCACUUUCAUUUUAAAUACAUCUCAUUUAAAGCGUAUACUUUUAUUAAAAAAGUCCAGCAUUCUGCCAAUGGCAUAUUACUACAAAUACAAUAAGAUUACGUUGAUUGGCUGAAUACAAUUUUAUUGUAUCUGUGGUCUUUUACCAUUGGACGGAUGAUAUUCGAAUAUCAAAAGUAUACGCUUUUAUAUUUCGAGCCAUGUUAAUAGUUUUACACAAUUAAAUAUACUUCGAUAGCUUAAGACUGUAUACUUAAUGAACUUGAUAAUAAAUUCAGAGCUUAGUAACGAUGUUUUAAGACUUGAAAUUGUUAAGAAAACUCGUGGCAGUUAUUUUAGUGUAGUUUUUGUACUAGCAAAUGUGUUCUCUUUAGGUUAAGUUGUUGAGUGCAUGUUUAUUGUAUUGAGUAAGAUUUUUAUGAAUGUUUUUGGGUGGGAGUGUUCUGUAGGCGUUGAAACGGUCGAGUUUUUGGUACUUAAAGUGCGAUUUAGCAAGACGUAGUGAUAAGUUGAUAACACUUCGUUGUAGCAUCCAAUGUUGCAAAGAAUGUAGUUACAUUGGUGACAGUCAAUACAUGGGAUUAGGUCAACAUUGAGUUAUUAUUACUAUAGAGAAGCCAUACCAAAUAAUGAAAUUGUCGCGUUCGCGACAUGUACCACGUGACCAAAACGUCGUAAGGGCCGUGAAUUUAAUGGCGCUUACGCGUUUAGGUCACGAGAUUCACUCCGCUUCCAUUGUUUGUUGUCGGCCGGUUCUAUACGUAGUCUAGUAAUAAUAGUUCAAUGUGUAGCAAGUACAUCACAACGUAUCGACCGGAGUUAUUAUUUGUUACAUAACUUUUUGAUGUUAAACACCAAAAUAGUCUUAAAACUGCUAAAUAUUUUAUUUUUUACUCAUAUUCCGCACCAUUUGAAAGUUAUGUAGCAAUGAUUAGGUGAUUUAUAAGUACAAUGAAUCUACAGUUAGUGAGUUUUUAGUUUUAUUUUAGAUAAGUUUAGCUUCGCGGCAGUUCCUUUUUUUGCAUUUAACAGUGCUCGUUUAAAUUAUGCUCUUGGAAAAUAUUCUUAGUUCUAGUCACUAACAUGCUUCCUCCUUAUUAUACAAGUUUUAGGAACAACAUCACAUGCAUUUUUUUCUUUUUACAUUCCUUUGUUGCAAUAUGUAUUUACAAAUAAACAUAAUAUUAAUAAGUAGAACAAUAAGAAUAAUAAAAGUUUUUACUACAAA
This is a messenger RNA of Cydia strobilella, 6523 nucleotides long. It is a transcript of the gene bdg, whose product is annotated as sodium-dependent transporter bedraggled. The transcript has 15 exons. NCBI's taxonomy places the organism in Eukaryota, Metazoa, Arthropoda, Insecta, Lepidoptera, Tortricidae. The coding region runs from base 155 to 3646 and encodes 1163 amino acids. Gene Ontology annotation, cellular component: plasma membrane. Gene Ontology annotation, biological process: sodium ion transmembrane transport. The record is from RefSeq and is a predicted model, not a curated record.